AUGUAUCCUCAAAAAGGAGGUGAAACACAUGAGGAAGAAGUUCCAAAGGAACCAGUCUCGACACCAUUAGUGGUGGAACAUGAAGCCCUGGAAGUUUCUAUCAAUGUUCCUACUAAGGUUGAAAAGGAAAUUCAUUUGGAGGAAUUGGAUUUGAUAGCUAAUCCUAAAGGAAAUGUAGAUAAUCAAGAUGGUACUUUUAAGGAUUUCAAUCCUGACAACAACUUGGAAAACUUAUCAAUUGCUUCUCUUAGCUCUGAGGGGUCUUUUGUAGAUGCAAUGGUUGAUCAGUUGGAUGGGACGGACAUAGUUAACCAUAACAAUGAUUUUCUUAACAAGGCUUGA
Messenger RNA from Vicia faba (fava bean), 342 nucleotides. The record is from the annotation of a GenBank genome assembly. Lineage: Eukaryota; Viridiplantae; Streptophyta; Magnoliopsida; Fabales; Fabaceae.